Molecule: messenger RNA, 538 nt
Organism: Paramecium primaurelia
Lineage: Eukaryota; Ciliophora; Oligohymenophorea; Peniculida; Parameciidae
Source: the annotation of a GenBank genome assembly
UAUUAAUUAAAAUUUUUAAGAUAUAAUUAUGAACGUCGGUACUCAUGUUAGUGAUGAUUGUGUAACAGAAUUCAAUAAACUCAAAUUGGGAAAAUAAUAUAGAUAUUUGACCUUUAGAUUAAACAAUGAUACUAAUGAAGUCAUAUUUAUAAUUUAUUUAUUAGAUUGUUGUUGAUCACGUAGGAGAAAGAGAUAGUACUUAUGCUGAAUUUGUUAGUCAUCUUUAAAAUGAAGUAUAAUUAUAUCUCAUUAUUAUAGUCAAGAUAUGCUGUUUAUGAUUACCAUGCAUAAACUGAUGAUGUUCCACCAAGAUAAGUUGAGAAAUUAGUCUUCAUAUUCUGGUCUCCAGAUGCUAAUUAACCUGUUAAAUAAAAGAUGUCAUAUGCUGCAGGAAAGGAAGCUUUGAAGAAGAAAUUAAAUGGUUUAUCUAAAGAAAUUUAAGCUAAUGAUCCAUCUGAAGUAGAAGAAGCUGAAAUGCGUAAAUUAGUAUUGAAUUGAGAAUCAAUAAACAUCAAAUAAAUUUAAUAUUGUAUUCAAC